Messenger RNA from Ostreococcus tauri, 804 nucleotides. RefSeq names its product unnamed product. NCBI's taxonomy places the organism in Eukaryota, Viridiplantae, Chlorophyta, Mamiellophyceae, Mamiellales, Bathycoccaceae. The coding region runs from base 1 to 804 and encodes 267 amino acids. The record is from RefSeq and is a predicted model, not a curated record. The transcript is spliced from 2 exons.
AUGCGCGUUCGACGACGACGGGAGCGUGCGAUCUCGCGGGCGACGGAGGAUGAGGAGGACUCGGGGGAGGGAGAGAGCGAGGAGUGGAUGGAGUUGGACGUGGACGAGGACGCGGACGUGAGCGCGGCGGGCGGGCGGUGGACGACGGGUUCGAUGCGAGAUAUGGUGGAUGAUCGGUGGGAAAACGUCGAUCCGGUGCGAAAUAGUGGUGAUGAUAUCAUCGCCGACACCGAUGCGCAGUUCGUGGGGGGGGAUUGGCUCGAGCCGACGUACAAAGAGGUGAACGCCCCGGUGGGGUCGAUGUUGGAAAAGGUUCAACGCAUGCAUUUGAACGAGCCGUCGGACUUUAGCUUUAAGGAUGGGGAAUACUUUGAUUUGAUGGGAUAUGUGAAGCAUAAGACGGAUAACGAGUUCUGUCUCGUGCUUGAGGUGGCCGAAAGAGCGAGGGAGCGUAAGAUUGAGCGCCUGGAGAACAUGGACGCGUCUAGCAGCGGCCCGCGUCUGCCGCCGAUUCAACAGGCUAUCGCGGAUCUAGCGCUCGAAAUCGAGUCGAGUGGGGGUAAGACGUCGGCGUACCUGGCCAUGCGUGAGGCAGCCGAUCGUGCGCGCUUACGCUACGAGCUUCAACAGGCGUCGUGGUGUUGGGACAACUACUGUGAGGACUCCAUGCGCUCGCUUGGCGUGAGCGAGCGCGCUGAGCAAAUGCUCCACGAGGGUCAACGCGUUGAUGAAGCCAUGGACUUCGAACGCGAGCUCAUGAUGGAAGAUAUGGCUGGCAGCGACGCUACCGCUCGACGGUAUUAA